AUGUGUGGAGGAUUCACCUGUUCGAAGAAUGCAUUGAUCGCAUUAAAUAUUCUCUAUGUGGUGGUGGCUAGCAUUCUGAUAUCAGUGGCGGUGUAUGGGCAGGCGUCGUCACUGGUCACCAACCUGCCAAUAGUUGGUGGUAUCCUGGCAUGUGGGGUGUUUCUCAUUUUGAUAUCUUUGCUGGGGUUGCUUGGAGCAGUUAAGCACCAUCAAGUUAUGUUAUUCUUUUACAUGGUGAUUCUGUUCUUGCUGUUUUUAGUUCAAUUCUCAGUGGCAUGUGCCUGCCUGACUGUUAAUUCGGACCAUCAGGAAAUGUUGGCUCGGCAAGGAUGGAACAAGGUGGGUAUGGACGUGAAAGAACAAGUUCAGGAGAGGUUUCAGUGCUGUGGCUUCCAAAACAGAGCACCGGAGAAUGGCACCGCUGAACACCCCUCUUGUGACCUUGUGGAUAAAAUCUGCUGUGCAAAUAUGCUUAAUGCUCCAAAUUGUCAAUGUGACCCAUGUAUGGGGAGAUUGAAGCAGACCAUUGACUAUGCAUUCAAGCUAUGUGGUGGCAUAGGACUAUUUUUCAGUUUCACCGAGCUAUUCGCUGUAUGGCUCGCCCGACGAUACCGCAACCAGCCUGACCCUAAUUAUAAGGAACCUCACGCUAUUUUCCCUAGAAAGAAUUAUUUGUAUUGA
Spodoptera littoralis (African cotton leafworm) is the source of this 681-nucleotide messenger RNA. The record is from the annotation of a GenBank genome assembly. Lineage: Eukaryota; Metazoa; Arthropoda; Insecta; Lepidoptera; Noctuidae.